This is a messenger RNA of Cynocephalus volans (Philippine flying lemur), 1446 nucleotides long. RefSeq names its product tripartite motif containing 10 (gene TRIM10). Bases 1 to 1446 code for a protein of 481 amino acids. Lineage: Eukaryota; Metazoa; Chordata; Mammalia; Dermoptera; Cynocephalidae. Gene Ontology annotation, biological process: innate immune response; protein ubiquitination. Gene Ontology annotation, cellular component: cytoplasm. Gene Ontology annotation, molecular function: ubiquitin protein ligase activity; protein binding; zinc ion binding. The transcript has 7 exons. The record is from RefSeq and is a predicted model, not a curated record.
AUGGCCUCAGCCACUUCCGUGACCAGCCUGGCAGAUGAGGUCAACUGCCCCAUCUGCCAAGGCACCCUAAGGGAGCCAGUCACCAUCGACUGUGGCCACAACUUCUGCCGGGGCUGCCUCACCCGCUACUGCGAGAUCCCAGGCCCAGACCCUGAGGAGUCCCCCACCUGUCCACUCUGCAAAGAGCCUUUCCAGCCCGGGAGCUUCCGGCCCAACUGGCAGCUGGCCAACGUGGUGGAGAACAUCGCGCGCCUCCAGCUGGCGUCCACGCUGGGCUCAGAAGAGAAGGACAUCUGCCGGGAGCACGGGGAGAAGAUCUACUUCUUCUGCGAGGACGACGAGACGCAGUUGUGUGUGGUGUGCCGCGAGGCUGGGGAGCACAGGGCCCACACCGUGCGCUUCCUGGAGGAUGCAGCAGGUCCCUACAGGGAACAAAUACAGAAGUGUCUCAAGUGCCUAAGAAAAGAAAGAGAGGAGAUCCAAGAAGUCCAGUCAAGAGAAAAUAAAAGGAUACAAGUCCUCCUGACUCAAGUGGCCACCAAGAGACAACAAGUGAUUUCUGAGUUUGCACAUCUGAGCCAGUUCCUGGAGGAACAGCAGAGCAUUCUCUUGGCACAAUUGGAGAGGCUGGAUGGGGACAUCUUGAAGCAACGGGAGGAGUUUGAUCUCCUGGUCGCCGGGGAGAUCUGCCGGUUUAGUGCUUUGAUAGAAGAACUGGAGGAGAAGAACAAGAGGCCAGCAAGUGCGCUCCUGACGGAUAUCAGAAGCACUCUAAUAAGAUGUGAAACCAGAAAGUGCCGGAAACCAGAGGCUGUGUCCCCUGAGCUGGGCCAGAGUAUUCGGGACUUCCCCCAGCAGGCCCUCCCACUACAGAGGGAGAUGAAGAUGUUUCUGGAAAGACUCUGCUUUGAGUUGGAUUAUGAACCAGCUCAUAUCUCUCUAGACCACCAGACUUCCCACCCCAAGCUCCUCUUGUCUGAGGACCACCGGCGGGCUCGGUUCUCCUACAAAUGGCAGAACUCACCAGACAGCUCCCAGCGUUUUGACCGGGCCACCUGUGUCCUGGCCCAUCGGGGCUUCACAGGGGGGAGACACACAUGGGUGGUGGAUGUAGACUUGGCCCACGGGGGCAGCUGCACCCUGGGUGUGGUGAGUGAGGACGUGCAGCGGAAGGGGGAGCUUCGGCUGCGGCCGGAGGAGGGGGUGUGGGCAGUGAGGCUGGCGUGGGGCUUUGUCUCGGCUCUGGGCUCCUUCCCCACACGGCUGGCCCUGGAGGAGCAUCCCCGGCAGGUGCGGGUGUCUCUCGACUACGAGGUUGGCUGGGUGACCUUUGCCAAUGCUGUCACUCAUGAGCCCAUUUACACGUUCACUGCCUCCUUCACUCGGAAGGUCUUUCCCUUCUUUGGGCUGUGGGGCCGAGGGUCCAGUUUCUCCCUGAGCUCCUGA